UAAAUCCGAGAUUGUAUCCAGCGAUGAUAUUCCUCCAUCCGCAACCUGCGGACGCUCCAUGUCGUGGUGACAGGGUUUAACUAUACAUGACGUCACAUUAAUAUAAGUUUUUUUUGUUAGUUAUGGAAUGUGGUUACGGGCUGUUUGUUCAGUAAAUUCCAGUUUUACUGUAUUUGCUUUAAGUGUAGUGAAGAGUUUUAUUAUACCAGAAAAAUGGGUCGACGUUCAAUUAAUACCACUAAAAGUGGAAAAUAUAUGAACCCAACAGACCAAGCUAGGAAAGAAGCUCGUAAGAAAGAGCUGAAGAAGAAUAAAAAGCAGAGGCAAAUGGUACGGGCUGCUGUUUUGAAGGGGAAGGAUCCCAUUCAGCUUAUUGCAGAAAUGGAGAAAAUCGAUCAGAUGGAGUAUAAUGUGUUGCAACCACCACCGUUAAAUGAGAAAGUUUUAAAAGAUAAGCGAAAGAAGUUGAAAGAAACUCUUGAGCGAGUAAUGACAAUGUAUGACAAAGAUGAUCCUGACAAAUGGGCAGAGCUGAAACGUAUGGAAGUGGAAUAUGAGAAACGUCGAAUUGCCAUGGUAACCUAUGCUGAAUCAGUUCGUCAUGCACAACAAGUUCAGGUUGAUGAUAUACCAUUACCAACACUUCAACUUCCAAAUGAUCCAAACACUUUCAUAGGACUGCCUUCUCAGAUUCCAUUACCGACAGAUCUCCCUGUACCUUUAUCCAGCAUUGUUUCUCACCCAAUCAUGACAUUACCUGUCCCACCAGGUAUUACAUUACCACCACCCCAUGGUAUUCUAAAAAAGACAUCAGCUUAUACCUCAAUUCCAGUAAAACCCAAAACACCACCAGGUGUACCACCAGGACCUCCUCCAGAACUGAGUGAUGAUGAUGAGGAAGAACCCAUGGAUCUAGAUGGUGAAGGUUAUCAGCCAUCUUCUGAUAAGCACACGCCUGCUAUGUCAUCAGGCAUCCCAGAGAAGCAUCCUUCAGUUACAGGUUUACCACCUCGUCAGCGAGUGAUUAGGUUUGCAGAUGAUGAAGUUCCUGAAGCUCCUCCUGAGCAAACCUCUGCUGUUCCUGCGGCUGCAGUAGUAUCUGCAUCUUUAGCACCGACAGCUACAGCGGUAUCAGCUUCAUCACCAUCAACAGUGUCCACUUCAAAACUCUUAGAUUCAAGAAGAGACAAAGAUGAGGAUAGCCUGAGUGUUGAAACUGCUCCAGCUCCUACCCCAAAACCAACAACUCUUCAACAGAAAAUGCUUGCAAUGGCUGGACAGGAUAUUGAUCAGUUUAUGCGAGAGAUGGAGGAAGUCCAUAGGAAACGAGAACAAGAUCGCGCAGCAGAUCUGAAUGCAAGACUAUCAAUGCUUGACUGUGAAAUUAGCAAUGAAACUACAGCAGAUGUAUCAAAACAUGGUGGCAGUGUUUCAAAUAUAAAUACUUCUGGUACAGCUCAGUCACAGGAGAAUGAAGGUGAUGAUUCUCAAAGUCUACAACCACCUGGCACUGGUACAACAGAUUUGACUCUUCCUCCACCUACUACUGUGGCUGUUCAAAUACAACCACCUGUUGCUGCUGGCAGCACCUCAGUUGCAUCAAUAUCAGUUUCAACUCCUGUACCUCAUCUAUCAGGACUACCACCAGUUCCUCCCCUUGGUAUGACACCAAUGAUGUUCAGACCACCACCUCUCCGUCCAGGAGUUCCACCACCUCUUGGGAUCAGGCUUCCUCCAGGACCACCACCUGGUAGACCAGGACUUCCUCCAGGACCACCACCAGGCCUACCACCAAGACUUGGAAUGAGAUUGCCCCCAGGACCUCCACCAGGUAUGCCACCUCGUCUGCUGCGGCCACCUGGUCCCCCGCCACGUCUGCCAACAGGCAUUCCUUUGCCAGGAUUACCUCUACCAACAUCAACUAAUCCAAUUUCAGGUGGACCAACUUCACUCAGUUCUAUUCCAAUUCCUCCUGGCCCAUCUGUCCCUCUUACAAGUAAUCCAAAUGUUCUGAGUGCUGCUCCCCAACUAAUCAACCGAGCUCGCACAGAAGGUGCUGUAGCAGAGGGCAAGAAACAGCAUGGCGCCACUAUAGAAGCUAAGCCACAAAUCAGAAACCUAAGUGCAGAUGUUACUAGAUUUCUACCAACUGCCCUUCGUGUGAAGAGAGAAGAUAAAAAGAAGAAAGAUGCAAGAAUUCCUACUUUAUCAGAACCAAGGGCAGAGAAUUUGGUUCCAAAGCCAUCACCUGCAGCUAGUCAGCAAACAAAGGAUGAUGCUUAUAUGCAAUUCAUGAGAGAAAUGGAAGGUUUAUUGUAAAGUGAAUGUUUGGUCUGUGAAGACCUUCCUGGUUUCUGCAGUGUUAGAAAAGGGUGUAGAAUCCAUUUAUAAGGUGAGAGCAUCCAUGGAGUGGAUUCUGUUACUUCCAGUGAUAUUGUGAUCAUAAGAAUGAUAAUCAGCAGAAAAGGAACCAUAGUGUUGACUUAUGACCAUUAUGGGGGCCUGGUGUUCAUAACACUCAUGAAGUCUUAUCUUUGGCAGAGAUGAAGGCUUAAGUGUAUGCACAGAAAAAGCCACAUAUAGAUAUUAACAAGGAUCAAAGUCAGACCCCUGUGAAUAAGAGCCCUGUAUCUCUUAUCCUUAAGACACCAGGUCUCAAUGAUGAUGAUCUCUAUCUUUAACUUUGUAAUUGGAGAAUGGUACAUUGGAGUAUCCACUCAUUUUAAAUUAGUUCAUUGAUUAUAAUUUAUUUCAUAUCAGGUAUACAUACUUGUCAUUUUAAUUUCAUAAAUUGAUUAAGAAUUGACAGAAAGUAAACAUGGAAACAUGGUACACUGUAUGUGUGUAUGUAUGCUGAUACUUUACAGUGUGCAUGAAGAAAAUAUACCAAGGUAUUCAUCUGUAUUUUCAUAAUUUUUUACUCUGAUGGGCGAUGAGGAAGCUGUUAAUCUCAGUAAAUGAUUUAGGUGGGUGGGUCUGUAAAAGAUGAACUUUAAAAAGAGUUUGGAUAUUGUAUUGUUUUUACGUAAGUACAUCUGGCUCUAUUACUAUUGUACAAAACAUGUGUUUGUCAACAGGAGAAGCCUCUAAUAUAUAACCUUGUUUCUGUAAUGUGCUACUUAGUUGGCACUGCUUUUUUAUAAAAAUGUGUCAGUAAUUUGAAUUUAUUUCCAAUGAUUUUAUUGUAUUUUGAAAGUUUUUUAAUAUUCUGAGAAGACAUGCUCAUACAGGUGCAUACCAUGAAAAAAUAGAUGUGACAGUCAGUGAGCCAACGAUUAGGAAAUGAACAAAUUAUAUGAAUUGUUAGAACAAAGGAGAAAUUCAUAAGGGAACUCUACAAACAACAUUAUAUUUAUGAUACAUACUCGACUGUAUUUGUACCUUUUAUAACAGUAGAUACUGUUACCAUGUUUGUUGCAUGCACAGAAAUAGUUCUCAUUUAUAAAUGAGAUGAUACAUAUUAAAAUAUCCUGUAGAUAUAGUGAUACAUUCUUUGAUUGAUGAUAUUUAGUUAUCUUGCUCAGUGAUGUGCAUGUGAAAGGGAAAAUAUGAACAAAUUUCAAAGCCUCAUUAUUAGGUAAGUGCAAAUGUAUGCACUUACAGUAUGGUAUACUGAUUAUUUUCUAGGAAACUGAGAUGUUCUGAAAACUCCACCUCCACAUAUCCCGUCUUUUGAUAAUCCUUUACAGAAUUAUUUUGUUUGUUAUUUUCUUGAAUAUUCUCUGAAACAUUGUUAUCAUUAGAAUUUAUAAUGUUAAGUCCUGUACAGUUGACAUAAUUCCAGAACUGUUCAGGUUUGUCAGUGUUAAUGUUAUCUGACAUUACAUCUCUUGGUUCCAGAUUGUUUGUGUAGGACAAAGUUGUUGAUUCAUUGACUGUGUGGUUUGACAUUGUAUUACACAUAUACAUACAUGCCUUCAUAGUUGGAAAUUGCAUGUCGUUAUCAUCAGACUUGUUGCCUGGUGGAAACAGAUCAGUCCAAGGCCAGGCAUCCACAGAAUGAUCUCUAGUUUCUUCUAGUGAAUGGUGUGUGAUUACUGCUUUCCCAUCAUCAUUGACAUGCUUUUCAGACAAAUUAUACCCUGUAGUAUGACAAGUAAAAUUAAUUUGUUUGCCUGUGACUGUUAAA
Molecule: messenger RNA, 4129 nt
Organism: Zootermopsis nevadensis
Lineage: Eukaryota; Metazoa; Arthropoda; Insecta; Blattodea; Termopsidae
Biological process (GO): RNA processing
Cellular component (GO): spliceosomal complex
Source: RefSeq, a predicted model, not a curated record